Molecule: messenger RNA, 3951 nt
Organism: Clonostachys byssicola
Lineage: Eukaryota; Fungi; Ascomycota; Sordariomycetes; Hypocreales; Bionectriaceae
Source: the annotation of a GenBank genome assembly
AUGGCGUCUCAGCCGCAGGAUUUGGACAAUCAGCCGUUGCUGUCGAUCCGGGACAAUGACGCCCAGGACCGUUCCAACGCCGCCGCGGAUUCGCAGUUGCACAACUCCGACGAUUAUCUAGAGGAUGAGAAUGAGGAUCAUGGCUCUUCCCGCCAGCCGCAGAAGGCAUCUAGGAAAAGUCAGCUCUCAGAUCGGGUAAAGGGGCGCGUGCUUGCUCUCCAGCUCGGAGAUACAAGUCGCGGGACAAAAUCGAUUGAACUGACGGAAUUCUCUCAUGAGGCUCCUCGAGGGGAUUCCAGUGCGACGCUUUUGCAGCCAAGCGAUUCUGAGGACGAGCCAACUGAAGAAGAUACGGCAGCACCCCGACCUGCGACUUGGAGCCCGCUUUGGCUUAAGCAGUCUGUAGUUGGAGUUUUCUUAUUCUUGUUCUUCUCCUUCACUGUAGCUUUUCCGAUCUUGCUAUCGUAUUCCGAGAAACCCAGGGGAUUAGGGCGGGCGGAAUUGAGCGCUACAGACGUUUGGAGAUUUGCCCCGACUGCUGUUCUCACGGUCAUCACCAUAUUCUGGUCACGGGUGGAACUGCAGGCUCUGAGGUACAUGCCCUGGGCGAUUGCGCGAGAUAGCCCACGCGGCUCGGAAUGGAAGGAUCUCGAUUAUACAACCAUGAUACCGCCCGUGCUUUUGUUCCGGUCGUUUCAAAACAGACACUUUCUUGUGUUUUUUGCCGCUCUUGCCACGGCUCUUCUCCGAGUCCAAGUCGUUCUUUCAACGAAUUUGUUCAAAAUAAGUCUACGGGGCGUGCCAGAACCCAUAGAAGUGAACAUCUUGGAUUCCUUUGAUACUGUCAUUGACGCGCCGGUAUCUCAGAUUUCUAUGGAUGCCUACUACAAUGCAGUCGCUGUUCGGGAUUUCCAGAUGAAUCUACCAUUUGGCGCUUCCAAAGAGGCGGCCUAUCAAACCUUCAACACAAAGGAUCCAAUGAGAGAUCCCGUCACGGUUGUUGUCAACGGGCUGUUUACGCACGUCGAAUGCAAACUUCUCACAAACUACACUAAUCCCCCGAGGAGAGUGAGCCCUGACAAGAAGCCGAUGGAAAAGUCGUUUCACUAUGUGCUAGACAUGGAGUUUGAGGGAUGCCCUUCUCCCACCGCGGUGCGUUCUCCGUUCAUGAACUGGAUCGAUGAGGACCUCAGAGACACAAAUUUCUGGAUUCUAGAUCAUUUGGGAAGGGGGGCCACUCGCUGCCUCUCUCUGCCACAGGAAACCGAGCACUUCGUGUAUCUCACUGGGCAUUGGUCAGCAACACCAAAGAACAAGACGAUCCCGACCCUCGACAACCUUGCUGCGGUGUUAUGCGCUUCCAGCGCAAGUACAUCCAAGGUGAAGGUCGUGGCUGACACGACGAGCCAGAACAUGACAGUUUUGCAGGACCAGGGAGAGCCUAAAAUUGUCAAAUCUGAUCCUUGGCCUUUCUUAGAGUGGAGUAUCCCAGAGAACUCAAAGCGGUGGGUUGGUACACCUCGGCUAGAUCAUCGUUGGGAUAACAUAUUACCAGGCCCGUUCCUGACGACCUAUGAUCUGCAAGGGGAGAUGAGCUCACCCAGUUCUGACGGAUCGGAUUCGUCCGUUUAUAACAGCCAGAACCUGUACCAGUCGAUUUUGAAUAUCACUAGUCAGAUGAGCCCUCUGGUGGCUCACUAUCAGCUCAAAAGGAAUGCCUCGGAUGUGGUGCAAGGAUCCGUUAGCAGGAAAAAACCUAUUCUUCACGUGGACAGGGGCAUUGCAAUAGCAAUGACAAUAGUUUUUGCUUGUUGUGCAUUUAUUGCUCUGCUUCUAGCGCUAAGAUCCAAAAGCGUAUUCGGGACUUGGCAUCGAGACCCGGCAACAUUGCUGGGGUCUAUGACUUUCUUUCAAGAGACGGGUCAUUCCGCUGCAGAGGGCCAAGCAGAGAAGGACGAAAACAGAAAGCUCCUUUGGGCCACGGGUUCAUAUUCUCCUAUGAUACUGAGGCCUUGGUACCGCCUCCUGUUCGUUGUCUACACACUGGCCCUUAUCAUCGCCCUAAAUGCCACACACCAAAGGUCGACAGCAGCAAAUGGCAUCGCCACAGUUGGUGGCGUCCCCUCGUCCUCCUUUCUUUGGACGUUUCUACCCGCAUUAGCCAUGCUCGUUGUGGCUCUUCACGCCAACGCGACAGACACCACUGUGAGGAGUCUGUCAACAAUACUUGCCCUCUCCAGGAGAUCAUGUACAGCAGUUGAACUAGAUGUUUACUUGCUGGACAUGCUUGGACUUAAAGCGUGGUACUAUUCUCUCCGCUCUAGGAUAUUCUCAGUCACACUGGCGCAGAGCAUCGCUAUCAUCUGCGCGUUUCUAACAACCAUAUCCACCCUUCUUUUCACUCCGAACCCUACCUCCCACUCCUACAAAACAGAAUUUGAUCAGCGUACGUGGUUCAGUUCGGUACCAUCCAAAGAAACCUUGGACAACGACCGCAGCCUUACUCGCCUAUCCGUAAGCGCGCUUCUUUCAAUAAGCGGGCGAAAUAACUUCACCUACCCACCGUGGACCUAUAACGAUAUGGUGUUUCCGGAACUUUCCAUGGACUCGUCAGAUGGCUUUUGGGGCUCCAACACUGUCGUCAAAGCUCACAACAUGCCUGCGGCACGACUGUCCGAGGACUGCAAAGAGGUGCCUAAGAGCGAAUUGACCAUCGAAACCCGCCGAGAUCAAGGCCCCGCCCAGAAUAAUGAGGGAGAAGAUGGAGAGCUCCAGACUAGAGCGGUAGUCAACAUUACCCAGACCCGUUCAUGCCCAGACAAAUCUCGCAUCUGGGCCUGGGAUGUAUCCAAGGCACCUUGGAGGAGAGUUUCGCAGCCAGCACCAUCAUCCGCCCUCCCUUAUGGAAAGAUUCUGAGGUCCCUGUACUGCGAAUCCAAACCUAAAAACUCUUCCUGGGAAGUGGUGACGUACGCCUGGGGGAGUUUCUCGGAAGCCACCGAAUCAUUCGACCAUCUAACCCUCCAGAGAUGCAACUACUCUUGGGUUGAAGUCCCAACCAAUGUCAGCUUGAUUCAGGCGGAUGGGUCCAUUCAGUUCGACCAUAGUGAUCCCCCCAUUAGGGUAGGCGAGGAGAGGCCCUGGGGGGCUCCGUUCCAGAUGCCGGCCUUCAGUGCCACAGCGGACGAGAAUACAAAGUCCACGUCUGUCUGGCCGCUACUCUCGAUAGCUUCGGGGCAAGAAGCGCUGGCGAUGGCAUCUCAAUUCAACGUCAUCCUCCAGCCCUAUGGCAUGCUUACCCCAGACGACAUCAAAAACCCCGAAAGACAAGCCGACGUCCUCGCUGAAGUCACCUCGCUGCAUCGCAUAGCGGCCGCUCAACUGGUCCAUAAGGAGAACCGGUUGCGUACAAACCAGACUUCGACUGUAGCUCCCUUCCGCCAUGGAGAGCUGUCGCCUGUCCAGGCGAGGAUCCUAAGAACGGGUGCGAUACGGCUCUUCCAAAGUGAGCCGGCUACCCUAGCUUUGACGCUCAUCCUAUCUCUGACUGUCUCUGUUCACAUCUGGGCUUUGGCAUAUACCGUCUUUCGGUAUCUAUUUCGCGGCCGGAUACCUUUCUUCCCAUGGGAUGUGGACCUGAAAGGACUGGCACCCUAUCGGUUCAACAGCGUCGCCAUGGUGUCUUCCCUCCUUGAAGGCUCCAACUAUGCCGAGAUUUUGCCAAAACGGGCCUAUCAAAUGUAUCCGCCUGAGCUGCAUGAGUACUUCUCAGGAACAUUCUUUAGGCUGGGGUGGUUCGUUGGGCAGAAAGAAAAAGGGAAGGUUUUCACGGUUGGGAUAAUGGAUGACAAGAAGUUUCGUCCCUCUGCGGGCGAUGACGCUGAAAGCGUGUAUGCCAACAGCCAUACGGCGGGAAAGCGGUCACGAGUAGAAGAAAUACCCUCAUCUUAG